This is a messenger RNA of Zingiber officinale, 2067 nucleotides long. RefSeq names its product EPIDERMAL PATTERNING FACTOR-like protein 9. The record is from RefSeq and is a predicted model, not a curated record. Gene Ontology annotation, biological process: positive regulation of stomatal complex development. The transcript has 3 exons. The coding region runs from base 1145 to 1603 and encodes 152 amino acids. NCBI's taxonomy places the organism in Eukaryota, Viridiplantae, Streptophyta, Magnoliopsida, Zingiberales, Zingiberaceae.
UUUCCGGUCAUCUCCUUCUUCUCCCGGUUUGCUCCCUUUCGUUCAUUCAUCGUUAUCUCUUGCGAUCUCGCCGAUCAUCGAGGGUUUUCGUUUCGUUCCACGGAAAGCUGUGGAUGCAUCAUUGGAUUUCUCAAGGAAAGAGAACUGCGACGAUAUGGCGGAGAUCCACUCUUUGAUCGAUCGAAAAACUCUGAUCGCCCGUCGUUUAUUGUUGCUUUACCUUGUCUGUGAGUAUUUCCGUCGAUUCGUGUAGUUGUUUCCGCGAUUUGGGAUGUGAUGCAAGCCAUUGGGUCCGUGUUUCUGAACGCAGUGUGAUUGAAUCUUCAUACCAAUUCUGAUCCCAAAAUAAACCGAUUGCGAUUGUUUGGCGACAUUUAUUCUGUUCCUUUUGGCUUCGAUUGUUGCAUUUUGUGGAUUUCCCCCUUUUCCCCCAAUUCAUGCUAUGAUCCAUGAUGAAACAUUCUUUGUGUAGUUAUUCUUAAUCCCUAGUUUCGUUGCCGUCAGUUAAUCUGAGAUCGGAUCGAUCGAUUUGGGUGUGAUGCAAGUCAUUCGAAAGCAUUGUGAUUGAAUCUUUUAUACCAAUUCUGAUCCCCAAAAUAAACCGAUUGCGAUUGUUUGGCGACAUUUAUUCAGUGCUUCUUGGCUUCGAUUGUUUCAUUUUGUGGAUUUCCCUCUUUUCCCCCAAUUUCCGUUUUGAUCAAUGAUGUUGUCAGUUAACCUUAGAUCGAUCGAUUUCUUUUUCAGUUUUUGAAAAUUUGUUUGCUUUAUUUUGCUCAAUUUCAGUUUCGGAUCGGAUACGAUCGAGAAUUUUCAGUCAUCUUCCUUAGCAAUUUACCUGCCUCUUUAAACAGAUGAUUUGAAUGCUGUACAAUCAUUUCAACUUCAUGUUUGUUGUGUUUAUUAUGCAUUCUUAAUCAUUUCCAAAUCCAGCGACCUACCUCAGAGGAAAAGCCAAGGGAAAAAUCGACAUGAUGAUGGACAAGAGACAGAGAACAGAUUACAAGAUUCAAAUCGUUGGACAAAAGAUCAUUCAAGCGUGCAUGAUAAUAAUUGAUUCUGGUCAAUUUUGUCUUUAACUGUGACUGCAACAUUGCAUGGAGAGGGGACCUCGUUCUUUUCCUGCGUGGGACAAGCAAUCCCCUGCAUGCUUACAUUCUCCUCCUCCUCCUCCUCCUCUUUUUAUUCUUCACAUUCUCUGCAGUGUUCCAUUUCACCUUUCAUUUUUGCUAUCUACUCCGACUUUCAGCCACCGGCCAUGGCCAUGUCCUCCACCAACCCCACCACCUCCUUCCUCUUCUUCUGCCUCCUCUUCACCCUUCUCAUCUCUGCUCUCUGCCGCUCUACAGGCUUUGCCGGACAAGUUACUGAUCGCUCAAGCUUUUUCCCACCGCGCAAGGACGUCGCAGGGAAUGGCAAGGAGAUGGCAAGGAGUGGAAUAACCAGGGGAGAGUUGAUAGGCUCGAGGGCUCCAAUCUGCACCUACAACGAGUGUAGAGGUUGCCGGUUCAAGUGCAGCGCCGAGCAAGUUCCGGUGGACGCCGGCGACCCCAUGAACAGCGCCUACCGCUACCGGUGCGUCUGCCACAGCUUUGAGCCUAUGUGAAGAACUAGUCUUCCUUAAAGAUUUGAUUUUGUCACUGAAAAGCUUGAAAAGUUCUAAUUUUUAGACACUAGCUGUUGGAGGUGAAUCCAAAAUGAAGAACUCUGAAGAUUUUUAGGUUUUCAUCAAUCCUUUUAUUCUGUACGAUUGAAGUAGUAAAUCUAUCUAGGGAAGGGAGACUUCACUCUUUACUGUGCCACCCAUUUAGGAUUUGAACCAGAGGAAUGACUGCAUGUGAUGCCACCUUGUAAGCAUGUAAUAUUGCCAGAGACAGGCUUUUGUGUAGGCACAAUAACAUGUACCUUUAUUUGCUUAUCUUUCACAUUCAAGAAAAAAGGACAGCCCCGUUGAUGCAUCAAUAUGGGAUUUUCGAUAUUUGAACCCAUCAUCUCUAAAUUAUACAAUAAUAACUUUAUUGUUGCACGAAGACUAGCCUAGAACAUGUAAAAAUGGAGGAAAUGGUUGAA